UGCUAAGAAUUGAAGGAGGUGGUGUGUUGAGGAGGUGUAAAUAGAGAAAGCUUAGCAGAGAAACAGAAGCAGUGUUACUGUUUGUGUGUGAUGUGAUUUUUAUUUUAGUUCUUUUUAUUUAGCUUUUAUAUUAUUGUUCAAAAUAUUAUAACGUUAUGGAAGGACAACGGAAUAGUAUAGAUUUAGUAUCGUGCCAGGCGAUUGGCAGCAAUGGAGGAAAAUUCACGGAUAGGAAUCCAGAUAUGAUCACGGCAGGAAAACUGAUUACUAUGCCAGAAAAUACUGCCAGAGACUGUCUCAAUAUACCAAGGGUGCAGACGCCAGACACUGUUAAGAAAUUCCGUAACUUUACCCAUCCAGAACCUCAAGUCCAACGAGUGUUCUAUGGGAAGGCUCAUGAUCCUGAUGUUGCUUCCACUGUUACUCAUGGUGUUCCAACUUGGGGAUCCUUGAAGGCUGGUGACCUCGUGAAUCAAGAUCCAAAGACAUUAUUCAACCAGCGAUAUCUGGACAAAAAGGAGACAUUAUAUGCAAGCAAGCAGAAGGCCCCUCUAGGCAAGUCACAUGACCAACGACCUGGAUUACCUGAUCGAGUUGAUAUAUACGGAACAUCUUUUGGAUUGAAGAACGUCUUUGAUGGCACGGCUGGCGAAUUGGUUAGCCCAGACAAAUCUUAUGAACAGGUCGAACUCGAAUCUAUGCAAGGAAAGGAAUUGUAUAAAUGGACACACCAUAAUUUUGAAGUCGGAGAAUCUGUAGAUCGUAAUUACGAUUGGUCACGUUAUCCGAAGAACAGCACUUUUGGAAUUCCAACACCUCAUGAAAACGAUGGCAAGCAUGUGUAUAAAUCAUUGAAAUGGCUGAGGAAUGACCAGUUGGACAAAGGUACAAAGGUAGUUUCCAAAAGAGUGAAUGAUUUCCGUGAGCGAACACAACCGCAACUUGGUAAAGUACAUGAUCCAAUCAAGGACACAAUGAGAGUGCCGGACGAUCACACCUUCGGGAUUUUAAUCCGUCCCGAUGAGUAUGGAGCAGGAGAUCUGAUGCAUUGCCGUGUUCCUGGUACUUACCUACGAGGUAAAGAACGGCAGCGUGGACUCCUUGCAGCUGUACGACAACAACUUAAAAAGGCGAAUUAUCAUAAUUUUAAUGAUCUGAGUGCAGCAUUCCGGCAUUACGAUAAGAAUGGUGAUGGUAGAAUUGAUAUCAACGAGCUUCAGGAGUGCUGUGUGCAGUUCAACUUGCCUGUAGACCCAGAGCUACUCAUCCAGCUUACCUCCUACUGUGACGCUAAUAGAGAUGGUAGCAUAGAUUACACCGAGUUUGCAAACUUCCUGAACUGGCAAGAGAAAAUGACCAGUGAGGAGAAACUAUUGGCACCAGGCACGGCUCAAACUCACUCGCCGGAAGUGAUCAGUAAACAGAUUGACAAAUCUAUUGGAGAACAUAGGACCUCUAAUUCCAUGAUAAAUGCAGUUGUCGGUGGCGUCUGUACACAAGGCUACAGAACUUAUGGGGUUCCAACGAUACGCAGCGAUAGGGCAGCGCCAAUUGUUCGUAGAAUCAGUGAUCGAACCAAUUACGGCGAUGAAUCAAAUGCAUACGGCUUAGUGAACCCAUCAAUCUACAGUAACAGAGGUGUUUAUGAGAAAGACUUUUUUAAAGCAAGAGAAGCUGAAGAGGCAUUUUGGCUGGUAAAGAAUAUAUUUGGCAACAUAGGAGUGCAGAUGGACAGCGAGACUUUUCAGAAGCUCUGGACAAUGGCGGCAUCACGUAGCCAAGAUGGAACCGUAAGCGUUGAGAGCUUCCGCAGUGUGUUAGAUGACACAAGUGUUCCUCAGAAACUUACCGUGCAAUAAGAAUAUAUGUUGCACUUUGUUGCCUUAGGAGACAUCAUCAAUGAUGUUGUCUAUUAUUACAUGCGAUACUUUUGUCUGAAUUUUAAUUACUCAGUAUUACACUGGAUUAUCCUUCCUGUUUGUACAACGAGAAUGUACAAAGAACAGUGUUGAUAGUGUUAACAAUUUUUAUGAUUUAAAUAAUUUAUAUGAUGGUAUUCAAAUAGCAAAUUAAAAUGGUUAUUAAAUUCACCAGAAAAGCCAUAAAGUAACAAACUUUGAAACUUUCUGAUAAAAAAAUUAUUUUAAAGUGCAUUUUAUUUAUUAUAUUUGACUUUGUUUUUUUUUAUUUAUGUAGUGGAUAUGAAAUGCAAUGCGGUAUGCAUCCUCCUCCACUCUCUUGGUAGACUUGCUACAACAAGUCCAUAUUAUAAAUUUUUUUGCCUUUUAUGCUGGUAAUUAUGACCUCCAAUUUCAUUCCAAAUUAUUCACUUCCGACCAGGUAUACACUUAUAAAUUGGACGAAUAGAGGCAAACAUAGAUGAAGUGUCUUGCCUAAAGACACAAAAUUAUAUUUAUGACCAACAAUGACCUGUAAUUAGAAGCCCAAUGCCAUACACACUGUGCCCAGUGGUGGAUCCAGGGAUUCGAAAUAGAAGGGGAAUUUUACAAAUGGAGGGUCUACACCACUUCACCAGCACCAUGCUUGAGGGUGAGGUAAGAAAAUUUAUGAUUAUGGCACCACCAGAUGGCCGGAAAUGGCACUCUCAGACUUAAAUUUGGAUAUAAUUUCUUUUUUUGUCCAUUUUUUUACAAUUUAGAAAAAUGUAGGUGGGACUUAGGCCAGCUGAGUCCGCUCCCACCCUCUUGAAUCCAGCACUGGUGCUACAUGCUAUAUUUUUUGUUAAGUAUUAAUUCUUAAAAUAAUGUUUAUAUAAGGUACUGAUAAUUUCAAGAAACCAAAGUAAUUUGAUGUCUGUCUGUCUUGUUUAAAUAAUCAAGUGUACUUCAAACUACAUAAGGUUGGUUAGCACUAGAGCAAGUUAGACUUGUUUGCACAACGCUGUAGAGUUGGUGUAACAUGUCUAAAUUGCUCAAGUCUAAUCCAAGCUUUAGGCAGUAUACGUUAAUAGAAGAUUGUGAGUAUGACAGCGAAUGCAAUGUUACGAGCCAAAAUAUAAUUUGUGUUGCCAAGGUCCGACCAACCCAAAAGUUUAAAAAUCUGCGCGGCAGCAGUAUAUCUUUAUGAUAAAGGCACUGCUCGGGUUCGUUUGUUUUACUGUAGUUUCUCCACUUCAUCAAACGUCAAAUUUACCCCACUCGCAGGAGAGUGGCCGUUCUAUCAAUUUUAAUGCAAAUGAGCAAAGAGCUAAUUCUUCUGUUAUUUACGUUUUUUGGUGAUAGUUUUCAAUAAACUCUAGAAUAAAGUGAUAAAAUUUUAAUAUAACCUGAAUGCCCGACCCUGAAAAAACUCUCACUGUACUUGGAAGUUAUCAGAUUUUGUUGGCCUUAUGAUGAAUGUCUGUUUUGUUUUGUCCUUGUUAAGUUUCGUUACAUAGAAUGUGAUAGAAUUUUAGUGACUACUGUUUAUGAAUUUUCCAAUGGUGCUAUUUGUACAACUGAUACUGGAUCUUAUAUGAUUACCAGUCAGUUUUAAGUCAUCACUCAACAAACCUUGAAUUGUAUAUAUUAAUGCUGUAAAUACAUUGAAUGUUAUACUGUACUAUCAAUUGUCAUAUUAUGUUAUUAUACUGUACUUGUGUUACCUGUAACGCCAAUUUAUUAUGGGUGAAAAAAUAAUUAUAUGUAAUACAGGAGAUUUCCAAAACAAUUGUCAGCAAAUUUGAUAAUUAGUUGUAAAUUAUUUUAUAUCACAUUUUAUUUAUUUUUACAGAUUGUUAGCACAAAUUAAAGUAUUUGCUUCUAUAUUAAUUACAGAGCACAUGACAAUAUUUUUCUGUAUAAAUAUGAAUGCAAGUUAGGCAUAAAUGUUCCUAUCUUUUAGCUUUCCACCCGGCAUGCAAGCUUGAUUUAAAUAUUGCCAAAAGUGACGUUUGCCAUAGUCUGGCUAUUUUUCUUCCCAUCAUACAUUUCAAAUAGUCAAUGAUAUAAUUUUUGUGACUAAUGAGAUAGAUUGUAUAGUUUUUAGAUAAAAUAAACUUUCAAUAAUGUUUUGUUUUAAUUACAGUAGUACAUGUAAAAUAAAUAUAGCACUGAUCACAUGAUUUACACAUUGUUUGUCCUUUUAAUCUAAGUGUAGAGUUUUAAUAUUUACAUGUAGUUACAUGUUACAAUUUUAUUAUGAUUUUUUGAAAAUGAAAACAUCAUUAGAAAGGUCCAUAACCGAGUCUUCACAUUUUAUAGAUUUUUUUUAUACUGUACAUAAUAAAAUAACUUCAGUUAUUAUAAUAUUAAUAAUUACUUAUACAGUACCUUUAUUGAGAGUUGAAGUUUAACUUCAAAAGUUUGUAAAUAAGCAAUUAAGGUGGUUUAUUAUUAAUGAAAAAUAUUGUUCACUUAACUUGUAUGACUUUAUGGUAUUCUAAUAAAAUGGUGAUGCACAAUAA
This is a messenger RNA of Anneissia japonica, 4405 nucleotides long. RefSeq names its product EF-hand domain-containing family member B-like. Bases 156 to 1859 code for a protein of 567 amino acids. The record is from RefSeq and is a predicted model, not a curated record. Gene Ontology annotation, molecular function: calcium ion binding. The transcript is spliced from 10 exons. Lineage: Eukaryota; Metazoa; Echinodermata; Crinoidea; Comatulida; Comatulidae.